This is a messenger RNA of Mesorhabditis spiculigera, 540 nucleotides long. Lineage: Eukaryota; Metazoa; Nematoda; Chromadorea; Rhabditida; Rhabditidae. The record is from the annotation of a GenBank genome assembly.
AUGACUUCACAAGUGAUCAGCCACGUCAACCCCGUCACGGAGAAGCCGGUCGACCGCGAGAAGACGUGCCCGCUGCUGCUGCGCAUUUUCUGCUCGAACAGCCGCCACAACCCAAUCUCCGAAUACGGCAACCGCGGAAGUGUGCCGGCCAAUGAAUUGCAAGUGUACACAUGGCUCGACUGCUCCCUCCGCGAACUCACGCAGCUGAUCAAGGAGGUCAACCCGGAGGCCAGGAAGCGCGGCACGACGUUCGACUAUUCGGUGGUGGCUCCGGACCGUAUGGGGCCUCGUUUCCAAAUGCGCGAGAUCGGCAACACGAUGAACGGCUCGCGCGGCGUCGACGACAACAAGACCCUUCACCAGUGCAAAUUCGAGAUCGGCGAUUACAUCGACGUGGCCAUCACCACACCGCAAUUCCAGCGACCCGGCGGCGCGGGUCCAAUGGGUGAUCGACGAAUGAGCGGACGCAACGACUACAAUUCUGGCCCCAGGGACUUCGGAUCCGGCCCACGACGUGACUUCAACCGUGACCGAUUCAAC